AUGAAAUAGAACCUAGAAUCACCGCAAUACAUAUUCCGAGCCGUCAGACUGACCAAAUGUGAAAAAAAAUACUUUUUUGAGUUCCACAUGGAUUACAAUCUUUCUUUACCCACAAUCACACCACAUAUUGCUUCCAUUAUCAAUCGCAGCGUCGAAAAACCAGCAAAGAGAGGAAAAUCUAAAAACACGCGUUACUACGCGAACGAGCGAUAAAUUUCAAUUCCGCACAUUGCAGAAGUAAAAAAAUGAAUGUUUGCUCCGCGCGGUUGGGAGGAGGGAGGGAGGCGAGCUGGACCGAUGUGCGAAAAUCACACGUCCCGCGCCAAGCGAACCUUUUGCGCAGAAUACAUUUGCGACUCGCGGUGACAGAGAGGGAGCAAGGUUGGGCGGCGUUGGCAGGCGGCGGGGCGCGGGGGCCGUGCGACACGCAAUUUCUCGCUGAACCGAACCCGCUCGUGUUUACCCACGGGGUUUUUGAACGGAGCGGCAGUCCGCCCGCAGCGGACAGCGUCGUUCGCCAUCUACCGCCUCUUCAUUGGCGAAUAAUUACUAGCGAAAAGCAGGGCGAGGCGGCGCGCGCUCUAGUUUCUCCUGAUGUGCUCUUACGACCGCGAGGUCUAGCGCUCUACGAAAGAACUGCUUGUGGCUUGGAAAGGUCUCCGCUAAUGCACAGAAGCAAGUCAUGA
Molecule: messenger RNA, 686 nt
Organism: Gryllus bimaculatus (two-spotted cricket)
Lineage: Eukaryota; Metazoa; Arthropoda; Insecta; Orthoptera; Gryllidae
Source: the annotation of a GenBank genome assembly